Molecule: messenger RNA, 2153 nt
Organism: Cynoglossus semilaevis (tongue sole)
Lineage: Eukaryota; Metazoa; Chordata; Actinopteri; Pleuronectiformes; Cynoglossidae
Product: methylcrotonoyl-CoA carboxylase beta chain, mitochondrial-like
Exons: 4
Coding region: 139-588 (149 amino acids)
Biological process (GO): L-leucine catabolic process
Cellular component (GO): methylcrotonoyl-CoA carboxylase complex; mitochondrion
Molecular function (GO): methylcrotonoyl-CoA carboxylase activity
Source: RefSeq, a predicted model, not a curated record
UUUCACCAAUAACAGCAGCAGGUGGCGGUGUGGAGCGUCCUUCCUGUAACCCAUUCUACAGAAGAAGAUUACACUGUUUGUUAGUCUGUUAGCAGUUACGGCGGUUGCGUUUGUCCUGCUGUGCGCGACACAGUUAACAUGCUUCUGCAAACAGUGAGGCCGUGGUUGCUCCGGUGUCGGAGUUUACCCGAUAAGGUUGCUCGACUCGGCUCUGAGGCUGACAAACAGUCGUCUAUCGAUCAGGAAAAUUAUGAACAAAUGCAAGUUCUUGUUGAUGAGCUGAAGAGUCGAACAGAGAAGAUCAAACUGGGUGGAGAAGAAAAGGCCCGGAGACUUCACAUCUCACGAGGGAAACUCCUGCCAAGAGAGAGAAUAGACCGACUAAUGGACCCUGGGACACCUUUUUUGGAAUUCUCCCAGUUUGCAGCGUAUCAGUUGUACUGGAACAAGGGAAGUCCCAGCAGGAGGAAUCAUCACUGGGAUUGGGAGAGUUUCAGGGUAAGUGCUGUGACCAUGAUAGGUUGCUGGUUUGAUUCUAGACUCCUGUUGGUGAGACUCCAGAUCAUCAUCAGUAUCAAGUAUUUGUAGAUGUAUUACAAAUAUUUAAUAUAAAAUUCAUAUUAAACAUACUGCAUUAAAACCAUUUAUUAUUGGUGAUGUCACGUGACGAUGGUGAACUGAAGACUGUGUCUUAGGUGGAGCUCCCGCAUUGGUUCAAAUGUUUUCAGCUUUAAAGUGCCUUUUACCUGCCUGACUCCUCGCGUAUGCACUGCAACAUGGCAACAAAGCCUGGUGGACAAUCUCUGAGAGAAAGACCGGCCAAAUUGAGGCAAACAAUACAAUCGAAGAUUCCAGACCGCCCGUCGCUGCCUAACGUGGCGCCUCCAUCUCCGACCAGCGCUGAUGAGGUAGGAGCGAGUGCCAUAGACUUGUCCGAACUCGUACGGGAAGUCACUCAAAAUAUAAACGAAAUCAUGGAUCAGAAGUUUUCUAAACUUACUGACGCCUUGAACAAAAUUGCGAGUACAUUGGAAAGCCAAUCAAAACGUAUCAACGAAGCAGAACAACGGAUCUCCGCCAUUGACAAUCAGAUGGCCGCUCUCGAGCUUCGCCUCGCGCACGUGGAGAACAGUCAGAAGACCAUCCCCGCUGUUCUGAAGUUUUCUCCUACCUAUAGUUUUUUGCUCCGCGAGUCAACUGCGUAUGCGCACAUCGGUCAAUUUGCCGCUGCAGACAAGCCAUAGUUUUCUGCUACCCGACCGUUAAACAAGGUUAGUUUCUUGUAAUUUUAAUACUUUAUAUAACCAGUAUGCAAUGCAUAGGUUUGACAGUCUACUUAUUUCAACUGGCCACGUGCAUGAGAUCAUGUCUGAAUGCAGUUUGAAUAGCUAAUAUUGCGAUUUAUCGUUAUUUUUGUAGUCAUAAAACUUCCUCAUGUAGCCUGCGAACUUAUGUGUAUGCAAUUCGAAUGUCUAAUAGCGCUGUGAUUUUCCAGCUGUUUUAAAACAGUACCUUACCAAAUUAGAGCAGGGUUUACAGUAUUUCAUAAGCUUGUUUACAAUUCUCUUGGAUGGAAGUGUAUGGACCCCUGACAUUUGUCCAUGAAAUGGACAUUUCUUCCAUUGAGUUAUUGAUUGCUAUGUUUUGUUAGGUAUAUAAUCGGUUUAUUUCCUUUGUGUACAUUGGAACUACGCAAAAACGGAGAAAAAGGCAAAUUUCACAUAAUUUCUAACCAUUUUAUGAAUCUUGUGUGAACUUAUAUCAGAGUGGCCUUUUUCUCUGAGAGAAAUACUUUUAAUAUAUACAUUUAAUAGAAAAAAGUCACUGAUCAUUCAUUCUAAAAUAUCUUACAUUGGAUGAAUUGGGGCUGAAAGUUAUAUAGCAAUGCACAUAAACAUUUUUAACUUCUGUCUAUGAUGCUUCUUAGUCAUCACGGAUUCAACUUCUUCUGGACAGGACUCAUGUUCACUUUUUAACCAGGAAAGACAGAUGGCUUGAGAGAAGCAUAAGGUUGCCAUGAGGUUGCCUGCAACAGGAAGAUUCUGAGGAACUGGCAGUAAUAUAAAAAAUAAUUUGCACAGUUAUAUUUUUUUUCAAGAGAGGAAAAAAAAAGUUUAAUUUUUUUUUAUGCUACGUAUGUAUUUAUAGCGAUU